AGACUCCCAGCAUUUGAAAUUGCUUAAUCUGUUGGGCUGGCAAAUACACCAGAGAGGAUAAUGGAUCCCCUAGUGGGUUGUUAUGCAGAGCUGAAGAUGAUACUCCUCUGCAGGAUGACAACAGACUAAGGAAUUCCUGGUUUUUACACCAAAAGAAGAAUUGUACGUGCGAUAUCCAUAGGAUUGGGCCUGAGAUGGGCUUGCACGAAUCUGAACCUUCUGAAAGGAUGCAGUUGUGCUGUGAAUUCAUCAAUGGCUCCUGCAUAAAGAACAGCUGGUCAAUGAGCAUUCGCAUUUCCAUGUACAUCUUCAUGCUGUGUGUGAUCCUGGCUACUGUGGCUGGCAAUCUGGCUGUUAUCAUCUCAGUAUCACAUUUCAAGCAGCUCCACACUCCUACAAAUUUCCUUUUACUCUCAAUGGCCACUGUCGAUCUCCUUCUAGGCUUCUGUGUCAUGCCGUACAGCAUGAUAAGAUCUGUUGAGAACUGCUGGUAUUUUGGAGAGUUCUUCUGCAAAAUCCACACCAGUGUUGACAUCAUGCUGAGCACUGCAUCCAUUUUCCAUCUUUCCUUUAUCUCAAUCGACCGUUACUAUGCGGUCUGUGACCCACUGCGAUACAAGACCAAGAUAAACACUUGUGCUAUAUUAAUCAUGAUUUUUAUCAGUUGGAUAUUCCCUGCCUUGUUUGGCUUUGGACUGGUCUUUUUGCAACUCAACUUAUUAGGAGCUGAAGAAACCUUCUACAAACUCAUUUAUUGUGUGGGAGGCUGUUUUGUCUUUUUCAAUGAAACUUCAGGUGUGGUUGCCUCCAUGAUCUCCUUCUACAUUCCUGGAUUUGUCAUGCUGUUUGUCUAUGGGAAGAUAUACACAAUAGCCAAAAGGCAAGCCAGAUCCAUUACAGCUGCUAUGAGCCAAAUGCAGAUAAGAUUUGACCUACAACAUCAUAUCUCCCACAGCAGAGAACGAAAAGCUGCAAAAACAUUAGGUAUAGUGGUUGGGGUUUUCCUCAUCUGCUGGUUCCCAUUCUUCUUCUGCACCAUCAUGAGUCCAUUUAUGAAUUAUACAAUCCCACCCAUCCUCAUUGAUGCAGUGGUUUGGUUUGGUUAUUUGAAUUCAACAUUUAACCCAAUUGUUUAUGCAUAUUUUUAUUUAUGGUUUCGAAGGGCCUUGAAAUUGAUUUUAUUGGGGAAAGUUUUCAAGCAGGACUCGUCUAGGACUCAAUUAUUUUUGGAGUAAACCAUACUGAAGGGGAGACUCAGUUCCUCAGAAUUUUGUUCUCCUCAAAGGUGAAGUUGAAAGAGCAGCUGGGAUGAUGCAGCUUUAGUGUAAUAUUAUACUCUCAGCUGUUAGUUGUGAGUUGGGAAGAAUCAGGUCAUUAAAUAAAAAAAUGAGAACAGCCAAAUAA
Messenger RNA from Candoia aspera, 1404 nucleotides. It is a transcript of the gene TAAR1, whose product is annotated as trace amine associated receptor 1. Lineage: Eukaryota; Metazoa; Chordata; Lepidosauria; Squamata; Candoiidae. The coding region runs from base 195 to 1235 and encodes 346 amino acids. Gene Ontology annotation, biological process: adenylate cyclase-activating adrenergic receptor signaling pathway. The record is from RefSeq and is a predicted model, not a curated record. The transcript is spliced from 3 exons. Gene Ontology annotation, molecular function: trace-amine receptor activity. Gene Ontology annotation, cellular component: plasma membrane.